Molecule: messenger RNA, 1032 nt
Organism: Ostrinia furnacalis (Asian corn borer)
Lineage: Eukaryota; Metazoa; Arthropoda; Insecta; Lepidoptera; Crambidae
Product: nuclear pore complex protein Nup98-Nup96-like
Exons: 9
Coding region: 52-1032 (326 amino acids)
Biological process (GO): RNA export from nucleus; post-transcriptional tethering of RNA polymerase II gene DNA at nuclear periphery; telomere tethering at nuclear periphery
Cellular component (GO): nuclear pore cytoplasmic filaments; nuclear pore
Molecular function (GO): structural constituent of nuclear pore; RNA binding
Source: RefSeq, a predicted model, not a curated record
AUUGCCUUUCUCCCAACAGUUUCAGAAGAAGAGAACGUGCCUCCGCGCGAAAUGCCGCCGCACCCGACGGGAAUCAAACUGACGCGCCCUGGUUACUACACUAUACCGUCGCUGGACGAGUUGAUUUCGUACAUGCGGCCAGACGGCUCGUGCGUGGUGCCACACUUCACGGUCGGACGACACAACUAUGGGAACGUAUUCUACGAGUGCGAAAUGGACGUGGCUAACUUGGACCUGGACAAACUCGUCCACUUCCUGAACAAAGAAGUAAUAAUAUACCCUGAAGACGCGGACAAACCGCCCGUGGGAUCAGGGCUCAACCGUCGUGCAAUUGUCACAUUGGACCGUGUCUGGCCGCGUGACAAGACACAGAAGCGACCCAUCACCGAUCCGGACAGGUUGCUUCUAAUGGAGUGCGAGGCGAAACUGCGACGCGUUUGCGACAAGCACGAUACCAAGUUUGUGGAGUACCGCCCGCAGACUGGCAGCUGGGUGUUCAGGGUGGAACACUUCAGCAAAUACGGCUUGACCGAUUCGGAUGAGGAAGACGACGGUCCCACACCCGAAGUGCUGAAAAGACAGCUCGUCAAAGACACGGUGCAGAAAGCCGCAGCGCAACCAGCACCACAGCCCACUGCAGUCCAAUCGCCCGGCCUCGGAGGUUUAGGCGGCCUCGGAGGCCUCGGUGGCCUCGGAGGCCUCAGCGGUCUUAGCAGUCUGGGAGGCUUGCCGCCGUCCGAAGACACGUUGUUGGCUAUGCAUCAGACGUCGCUUAAUUUACUCAAUGGAGCUGGGAAAGCAUUCGAAAUGGACACCACUGAAGACAAUACGGAGUCUCAGAGCUUGUAUCAAGACAGCAGAGCGUUGGGCGUCAAGAGUCCCACUGGCGAGCUAGCACGCUUGGAGCACAGACAAAGCCACCGCCAUCAGCUGAUGAAGGCUUCGCUGUAUGCUGACAUUGUCCUGUGGCACGCCUGGCUACUGUACAAGCACUACCUCGUCCGUCAUAUGCAGUUCUACGCCAGGCGCUAG